UUGAUUUUGCUCAAAAUUGAGCAACAGCAUUACGGAAAACAAAAGUGGCCAAUCAUCACCGCUCUCUGUGUGUUUUUCUUGAAUAAUUCUGGUGAAAAAUGGCCCUCGCCGACGUGUGUGGUCUCAAGUUGACCUCCUUCGACUCCCCGUCCGUCCUAAAGUUCAGUGGCACUGAGAAAUUGUGCGAAAAUUGGGAAAAUCCACUGCAACUUGCAGUGCCUCCGUAUGAGAAUCCCGCGGAGAAUCUAGCCAAACUCCAAGACUACGGAGCAUCCACGGGCAUUAAGAUUGACUUUGACCAUGGCACAACGACACUGGGAUUCCGCUUUGAGAAAGGUGUCAUCCUGGCUGUGGAUUCCCGUGCCACCGGCGGCCAGUUUAUCGGCUCGCAGAACAUGAAGAAGAUCGUGGAAAUCAAUGAGUAUCUUCUGGGCACUCUGGCAGGAGGAGCUGCUGAUUGCGUGUACUGGGAUCGUGUGCUGGCAAAGGAGUGUCGCCUCCAUGAAUUGCGCAACCGAGAGCGCAUCUCUGUGGCUGCGGCCAGUAAGAUCAUGGCCAACAUCAUCUUCAACUACAAGGGAAUGGGGCUCAGUAUGGGAAUGAUGUUGGCGGGAUACGAUAAGAGAGGGCCUGGACUCUACUACAUCGACUCCGAGGGCAGCAGGACUCCCGGCAAAGUCUUCUCUGUGGGCAGUGGAUCAGUUUACGCCUACGGAGUCUUGGAUUCUGGCUAUAAGUGGGAUCUGAAAGAGGAGGAGGCGUACGAGCUCGCUCGCCGGGCCAUUUACCACGCCACCCACAGGGAUGCGUACUCUGGAGGCAUCAUCCGAGUCUACCACAUGACCAAGGACGGCUUCAUCCACAUCAGCGAUGAGGAUUGCAUGGAUCUCCACUACAAGUAUCAGGAGGAGAAGCUCCAGAAGUACGGCCCGUAGGUUAAUGUGAAAUCCAAUAUUUUCUACAAUAAAAUUAUUCUAUCUUG
Messenger RNA from Phlebotomus argentipes, 982 nucleotides. It is a transcript of the gene Prosbeta5, whose product is annotated as proteasome subunit beta type-5. Gene Ontology annotation, molecular function: threonine-type endopeptidase activity. The record is from RefSeq and is a predicted model, not a curated record. Bases 99 to 935 code for a protein of 278 amino acids. The transcript has 3 exons. NCBI's taxonomy places the organism in Eukaryota, Metazoa, Arthropoda, Insecta, Diptera, Psychodidae. Gene Ontology annotation, cellular component: proteasome core complex.